UUUCUCUGCGACUUAUGAGAGAGUUUGAUUACGAGAAGCUUGUUGUAGCCACCGAUGGAUUCUCUCCUUCGCGGCUCAUCGGCAAAGGAAGCCACGGUUUUGUUUACAAAGGCCUUCUUCAAGACCAAGACGACAACAAACGACACAUAGUCGUAGCCAUAAAGACACCAUCUUCGUCUCCCUCACCAUCAUCCUCACCUCUUUUCAAGAAAUCAGAACAAACGAAGAAACUAGAAAACGAGAUCAGUGUUAUGUCGUCGCUGCCUCGUAGCCCACACGUCCUGAGCUUUCUUGGCCAUGCCGAGAAAAGGCUCAUGGUCGUUGAUUUCAUGCCAAACGGAUCACUGCACCAGUUAUUACACGUGUCCACAUCUCAUCCUCCACCUCCCACGUGGCUCAAUCGCAUCGAGAUCGCUCUCAAGAUCGCUCGUGCCGUUCACUUCCUCCAUGAACAGAGCAUCCUCCACCGUGACAUCAAAUCCGAAAACAUUCUAUUCGAUUCGAAUUGGGAACCGAAGCUUGCGGAUUUCGGACUCGCCGUGGACUUAACCGGUAAGGUCAAACCGGCGCCGGCAGGAACCAUCGGUUAUCUAGAUCCGAGUUACACGUCUCCGGAUGAACUGAGCACGAAGACGGAUAUUUAUAGCUACGGCGUCGUUUUGUUGGAGAUUUUCAGCUGUAGAAAAGCCAUCGACGUGUCUCGCUCGCCGGCGUCGAUAGUAGACUGGGCGAUUCCGCUGAUCGAAGAGGGGAAGAUCGGAGAGAUCUGCUGCGGCGGAGGAUCGGGCGUUUUCAUGGGAACGAAUCUUCGAUUGCUGCGGAUGGCGGCGCGGUGCGUCUCCUCCGAUGUGGAAUCGCGACCGUCUUCCGGGGAAAUCACGGCGGAGAUGGUGACGUGUUUGGCGGAGCCUCUCAGGAGUUUCCCGUUGUGGAUAAGCUUCUUUCGCGGGGUUGUUAAGCUGAAACGGCGGAAAAAACGGUUGAGAGAGACGCUGACGUGGCCGGGUCAAACCUGUCGCGUUAGGUGAGCUGUAAAAGACAAGCCGGGUCAAACAUCGAAUCGGGUCUAGGCCCAAAGGGGUGAUUACAAAAACAAACCAUCCAAAGCACAAGAACAUAUUGAAUAGCCUCUGGGCCUUUUGUUUUUAACUAGCAAUAGCAUUCGAACCCCGACAAAUUGUGGAAAUUAAGAUGAUAUAUUCUGUAAAUUUGGUUGAAUCAGUACUAAAUUGUCUUAGUUAUCAAAGAAAA
Molecule: messenger RNA, 1251 nt
Organism: Eutrema salsugineum
Lineage: Eukaryota; Viridiplantae; Streptophyta; Magnoliopsida; Brassicales; Brassicaceae
Product: serine/threonine-protein kinase-like protein At5g23170
Exons: 1
Coding region: 15-1028 (337 amino acids)
Biological process (GO): protein phosphorylation
Cellular component (GO): plasma membrane
Molecular function (GO): ATP binding; protein kinase activity
Source: RefSeq, a predicted model, not a curated record